CCAGCGCACGGUAACAGUCAAUCCUUCUCACAUGGGAAAGGCAUUCAAGGUCAUGAAUGAAUUACGGAGCAAGCGGCUCCUCUGUGACGUGGUGAUUGUUGCCGAAGCCAUUGAGAUGGAAGCCCAUCGCAUUGUCCUAGCAGCCUGCAGCCCCUAUUUUUGUGCAAUGUUUACAGGAGACAUGACUGAAAGUAAAGCAAAGAAGAUUGAAAUAAAAGACGUUGAUGGGCAAACACUGAGUAAGCUGAUUGAUUACAUCUACACAGCUGAAAUAGAGGUCACGGAAGAGAACGUGCAGGUUUUGUUGCCAGCUGCCAGCUUAUUGCAAUUAAUGGAUGUUAGACAAAACUGCUGUGAUUUUCUCCAGUCCCAGCUGCACCCCACAAAUUGCCUUGGAAUUCGAGCCUUUGCAGAUGUGCACACCUGCACUGAACUUCUGCAGCAGGCAAAUGCCUAUGCAGAGCAGCACUUUCCCGAGGUGAUGCUAGGGGAAGAAUUCCUUAGCCUUAGUCUGGACCAGGUUUGCAGUUUAAUAUCAAGUGACAAGCUCACUGUGUCUUCAGAAGAAAAGGUCUUUGAAGCUGUUAUAUCUUGGAUAAAUUAUGAGAAAGAGUCUCGCUUAGAACACAUGGCUAAACUGAUGGAGCAUGUUCGUCUGCCCCUUUUGCCCAGAGAUUAUCUUGUACAGACAGUUGAAGAAGAAGCUUUAAUCAAGAAUAACAACACGUGUAAAGACUUCCUUAUUGAGGCCAUGAAAUAUCACUUGCUUCCUCUGGAUCAAAGGCAAUUGAUAAAGAAUCCUAGAACAAAACCAAGGACUCCAGUUAGCCUGCCAAAGGUAAUGAUUGUGGUUGGUGGGCAAGCGCCCAAAGCCAUCCGGAGUGUGGAGUGUUACGAUUUUGAGGAGGAUCGGUGGGAGCAGAUAGCUGAGCUUCCCUCCCGGAGAUGCAGAGCAGGUGUGGUGUUUAUGGCAGGCAACGUUUAUGCUGUCGGGGGAUUUAACGGCUCUCUCAGAGUGCGAACUGUAGACGUGUAUGAUGGCGUGAAGGAUCAGUGGACGUCAAUUGCCAGCAUGCAGGAACGACGAAGCACUUUGGGGGCAGCUGUGCUGAAUGAACUCCUGUAUGCUGUGGGCGGAUUUGAUGGAAGCACUGGUCUGGCAUCAGUAGAGGCCUAUAGCUAUAAAACCAAUGAGUGGUUUUUUGUGGCUCCCAUGAACACAAGAAGAAGCAGUGUUGGAGUUGGAGUUGUGGAGGGUAAGCUGUAUGCUGUGGGGGGUUAUGAUGGAGCAUCACGUCAGUGCCUUAGUACCGUAGAACAGUAUAAUCCGGCUACAAAUGAAUGGACCUACGUUGCUGAUAUGAGCACUCGGCGCAGCGGUGCAGGUGUCGGUGUUCUCAGUGGACAGCUAUAUGCUACUGGAGGGCACGAUGGUCCCUUGGUGAGGAAGAGUGUGGAGGUUUAUGAUCCAGGAACAAAUACCUGGAAACAAGUUGCAGAUAUGAACAUGUGUAGAAGAAAUGCAGGUGUGUGUGCUGUGAAUGGGCUACUCUAUGUGGUUGGAGGAGAUGAUGGUUCUUGCAAUUUGGCCUCUGUAGAGUAUUAUAAUCCUGUCACUGAUAAAUGGACGUUACUGCCAACGAAUAUGAGCACUGGAAGAAGUUAUGCAGGUGUGGCUGUGAUUCAUAAACCAUUGUGA
This is a messenger RNA of Emys orbicularis (European pond turtle), 1699 nucleotides long. RefSeq names its product kelch like family member 3 (gene KLHL3). Gene Ontology annotation, molecular function: protein binding. NCBI's taxonomy places the organism in Eukaryota, Metazoa, Chordata, Testudines, Emydidae. The coding region runs from base 32 to 1699 and encodes 555 amino acids. The record is from RefSeq and is a predicted model, not a curated record. The transcript is spliced from 14 exons.